Mytilus trossulus (common blue mussel) is the source of this 1261-nucleotide messenger RNA. RefSeq names its product membrane progestin receptor alpha-like. Gene Ontology annotation, cellular component: membrane. The transcript is spliced from 2 exons. Gene Ontology annotation, molecular function: signaling receptor activity. The record is from RefSeq and is a predicted model, not a curated record. Lineage: Eukaryota; Metazoa; Mollusca; Bivalvia; Mytilida; Mytilidae. Bases 66 to 1130 code for a protein of 354 amino acids.
CAAACUUUGUGUAGUAAAUAAUCCGAUAUUUAUUUGAUUAUCAUGUAUCCUAUGUGUUAUACCAAAUGUAUUAUUCAACAAAUCAUCUUAUUAUUUAUCAGGGAAACUACACACAAGAGAUCAUGGAUUUAGCAAAAGGCUUUGCAACAAGUGGGGUGAAGAUAGUAUCGGAAUUUUGGAAACCACAACGCACACUUCAUGUUUCAAAUGCACCAUCAUGUUUCCGAGAACCGGGUAUCCUUAAAGGAUAUAGAUUAACCAAUCAAAGUUGGUUUUACUAUGCAAAGAGCAUUUUUUAUAUCCACAACGAAACGUUCAAUAUAUGGACACAUUUGAUUGCCUUUUUUAUUUUGUGGUCAACUCUUGCAAGAUAUGCAUUUAUUUAUGACUUUUGGACAGAUAAGCGAUCUUGGCCAAUUCUUGUAUUUGGUAUAUGCUGUCUGGUGUCAACUGGUGUAAGUACUUUAGCUCACAUAUGGCAUUCCAAAUCGCCAAAUAUUCACUAUACCGUGUUUUUAUUUGACUACGUCGGAGCAUCAUUGUACGGAUUUGGAUCCGGAAUUCUUGCCUUGUAUACGUUCUCCGACGACAAAACAUACGAAACUGUUGAAACACCUACAUUUAUUUUGAUUUGGUUAUAUGCCUGGUUCGAUUGUCUCACAAUGUGCGCUACCAAAGUGUUGUUGGACGAAAACUCGUUGAAAAGAAAAUGCUCUGUCGUAGGAGUUUUCAUUUUGUAUGGAUUUGUGGUAACUAUUCCUGUAGGACAUCGCUACUGGACAUGUUACAACGAUAUCAACUGUAGUCUCACAUCACUCAAUUACAUUUCUGUACUUUAUCUUAUGUUUGUACUACAAGGAUUCACCUUUGGAAGCCAUUUACCGGAACUUUUUUUGCCGGGUGUUUUCGAUAUUCUCGGGCAAAGUCAUCAGUGGUUUCACUUAGUGUCUACUGCGACACAAGUGCUUCAAAUACACACCGCUCAUUUCGAAAUAAAACAUCGACAAUCGAAUCACGGAAACCCAGACCUAAAUUUUCUGAUACUUGCAACACUUUUGUUAGCCAUAUGUGAGAUUAUAUCAUUAUUGGUUAUCCGGAGGUUCCUUCCAAUUAAAAAUAAAAAAGAGUGAUAUGAUAGUCUUCUCUUCCGCGUUCAAUGAUACAUUUUUUUUUUAAAUUUCGUCAAUUUUAAAUCACUUCACCAUAAAAAUUAUUGAAGCAGAAAUUAGCGCACAGUCCAUGCAAUUAUAUUCAACACUUA